Molecule: messenger RNA, 999 nt
Organism: Dendrobium catenatum
Lineage: Eukaryota; Viridiplantae; Streptophyta; Magnoliopsida; Asparagales; Orchidaceae
Product: heat shock 70 kDa protein 3-like
Exons: 1
Coding region: 1-999 (332 amino acids)
Biological process (GO): protein refolding; cellular response to unfolded protein
Cellular component (GO): cytoplasm
Molecular function (GO): misfolded protein binding; heat shock protein binding; ATP hydrolysis activity
Source: RefSeq, a predicted model, not a curated record
AUGGAACCUCCUGCUCGAAUCUCUUGUUCCGGCAACUGCCUUGUCCAUCUCCACUCAGCUGCCGGCAAAGCCUGGUUGCAGCAACACUCCUGCCCUUUCCAGCAACAUGCUGGCCCCGACGGCUUUACACGCUUUCGGGUCCCCACAGCCAAUAACGAGCCAACAUUCCUUUCAGCCUACGAAAUCUUCACAUCUCUUUUCCAGAGCCAGAUAGCCGCCUUGGAACGCCUCCACGGACAACGAGUCCAAAACAUUGUCGCCUUAAUCCCCGCCACCAUCAACUCCCGCAAUUAUCUAUCAGAACUCCCCACCAUCGCCGCCGCCGCAGGAGUUCGCAUUGUCCAUUCCAUCCAAAGGUCGGUUCUUGCCGCAUCCGCUUACAGAUCUCUCAGGACCCCCGGACGCAGAACCAUACUCGUAUUCGAAUUCGGAGGUCAAUUCCUUGAAAUCUCUCUGCUCACUGAAGAUCGGGGUCUAAAUAUAAUGGCCACUGUUUCCGAAUUGGGCUGCCCACUCAUGAACUACUUGGUUUCAGAGGUUCCUUGGAGUUUCGGCAUCGACCCCGAAUGUGACUCCCUCUUUCUCCUUUACGCCCUAUUGGAAUGCGAGCGAGCCAAGAACGCCCUAUGUUUGGGCUCGGCUACCGUGGAGAUUAAGAUUGAGCAACUAGGCAUGGAGACGAGAAGAUCGAUAAAUCGAGAAUGGUUAGUGCGGAUGAAUCUCAACCAUCUUCGCAAUGCAAUCAUGAGGUGCUUGACAGAAGCCGGAGUAAGGAAAGAAGCCGUAGAUGAGGUCGUGCUCGCCGGUGCUUCCUGUAACAUACCAGAGGUCCGAGGAGUUCUUCUUGAGUUCUUUCAAUGGGAUAAGUUCAGAUGUAGCAUCGACCCUGCAAACCUCAUGUCCUUGAGUUCCCAGCAAUUCAUAAAUAAUUUCUCCAGUACAUUUAAUAUCCCUGUGGUAAUUCUUGAGGGUUUAAAUUUGGGGCUGCACGCUCUUUGA